AUGACUUUCGACCUCUCCAAAAUCGUGAGACCAAAAAUUUACAAUCUGGAACCUUAUCGUUGUGCAAGAGACGAUUUUAAAGAAGGAAUCCUGCUAGACGCCAAUGAAAAUCCCCAUGGGCCUACUCUCAAGAACGCAAGAGACUAUAAGGAUCUCAAUAGAUAUCCUGACCCUCACCAGCUAGAGUUCAAGACUGGAAUUGCAAAUUUGAGAAACACUCAGUCAAGCUUCAAAAAUGAAAAUUUGGACCCGCUAACCUCAGAGAACGUUUGUUUGGGCGUGGGGUCCGACGAAAGCAUCGAUGCAUUGAUACGCGCAUGCUGUGUUCCAGGCAAAGAUAAGAUUCUAGUGAUGCCCCCCACUUACGGCAUGUACUCUGUUUGUUCCGAUAUCAAUGACGUGGAUUUGGUAAAGGUGCCGCUAGUAGUGGAGGAUAACUCAUUUCAAAUGAACUUGCCACUGGUACUAGAAACACUAAAAAACGAUCAGACAAUCAAACUAGUUUUCAUCACAUCACCAGGAAAUCCCACGGGGGCAUUGGUGGACCCUAAAAGUAUCGAAGAACUCGCAACCAAAUGGCAAUCCGGUAUUGUGGUUGUUGACGAAGCUUACAUCGACUUCGCUGUCACAGGAGGAUCUGCUGCCCCGUUGGUCAACAAGUACCCCAACGUUGCCGUCCUUCAGACACUGUCCAAGUCUUUUGGCUUGGCAGGAGUCAGACUUGGCUUGACCUUCACUUCGAAGCCAUUGUCGAGGGUGUUGAAUGCUAUGAAGGCGCCAUACAACAUCUCUUCUUUGGCAUCUGAGAUCGCUCUACGCGCAAUGGAACCGGAAUCUAUUGAGAUCAUGAAAAAUACUGUUCAUGAAGUUAUUGAGCAAAGAGGCCGCGUAUUAGGAGAACUUACAUCUUUGAAGCAGGUUUCAAAUUCUCAGGUUGGUGGUCUCGAUGCAAAUUUCAUAAUGGUUCAGAUUUUAGACUCGGAAGGUAAACCUUGUAAUAAGCUGGCUAAAGCUCUUUACAAUAAGCUUGCUACUGACUCUAAAGUGGUGACAAGAUUUAGAGGUACAGAAUACGGAUGUGCUGGUUGCCUAAGAAUUACUAUUGGUACCAAAGAAGAGAACGACCAUUUAAUUGAGGAAUUUACAAAAACUCUCGAAAGCUUACAAAAUUAG
Messenger RNA from Lachancea sp. 'fantastica', 1173 nucleotides. The record is from the annotation of a GenBank genome assembly. Lineage: Eukaryota; Fungi; Ascomycota; Saccharomycetes; Saccharomycetales; Saccharomycetaceae.